AUGGCCGACCGCAAUGCUCCGGGAGUGUCGUCACCGCACCGAUCCUCAUCCUCCGCAGCGCCCCUGGCUGGGACCACGGGCUCUGGAUCCGUCCGCUCGCGCAAUCGUCGCCCCCUCAAUCAUGGCAGUCGCGAGGAUAUCACAAGAAACCAUGGUGAUCUGGCACAGAGGACUCCCGCUGCCAAAGGUAGAGAGGCAACAUCUAGUUUAGGGCAGGUGCUUGGAGAUUCCUGGGCUCACAGCUGGUCAUCAGUCCAGGGAUUUGCAUCCUCUCUCCUCUCCGUCGCAGAGAACCCGGCCGACAUGUCUCGGCCACGAUCAGACAUUCAGUCCGACCAAAACUUUGCUUCUUCACUUUGGAAUCGACUACCACCCGGCAUCAGCGGCAACGCCAGCAAGAACCCCAACCAGAACCAGGGGAGUUCUCCCGCUCUACGAAGCCAAAGGGCAGCCAACCGAGUGGCGGCGGGAUCGUCAGACCAGCGAGACGCUGCGCUGAUAGCCGCCAAGAAAGCUAGCGUUUUGGAAAACAGCCAAGGCCCGAGUGGAGGGCUGGAUGUCUCGGGGAAGUAUAAACGUCGAAAUUCGGACGAAAUUACCUCAGAGAACUCACAGCCUGAAGAGUACCUAGUAUACAUCCACAAAAUCCUGCCUGUUGACACAUAUGCUGGAAUUAUCCUUCGAUACAAGUGCAUGGAGGAUGCGUUUAGGAAAGCGAACGGCCUCUGGUCCAGGGACAGUAUUCAGGUUCGGAAAUGGGUCCUUAUUCCAGUCGAUGCCUGCGAAGUACGAGGCCGUCCUUGUGAUCCCCCGUCAGGCAAUCAAGACCACGGUGCCACGGAUUUCUUCGAAGCAACAACCGGAUCAAUGGCGCCACAAACUACACCCAGUGGCCACUCCAAAUUAUCGGGUGAAAGAGCUACACAGGAAGACGAGGCCGCGGAAAAAGAGGCAAUGCCGUGGUCGCACGUCAGAUGGGUCAAGAUAGACUCACUGCCCGAGCCGGUGGAAAUCGGGCGUAUUGCGCGCCAGAAAAUGGGCUACUUCCCACCACGGAGGAAAAAGGCCGUGUCUUUCUCGUCAACACCGCGACAGAGCAUUGAUACCACGGAGCAGAUAGAGCCGCCGCUACCCAGGCGACAGAGCUUAGUGGGCGAUCAGCCACCAUCGUUGAGCAGGCGUGAAUCUAUUCUCAGCCAUGGAGACGGCGAUGGGCCGGAUAUGAGACCAGCGUGGAUGCGGCGUUCGGGUGGUGUUGGCUCCUUGAGCAGGAAUAUCCGCGCUCCCGGCCCGGACAAAGACUACUUUAACUCGUGGGCCAAGAAGCAUUUUCCUGGCCUGAACAUUGACGACCUGCCAUCCAUGUCGGUGAUGGGCUCAGAGAUGGCACGGUUCGGGUUUGACCGUGAGGCUGCUGGGAUCGUUGAGGGCGCCAUUCAAGAGGGGGGAGAUACGGAGUCACCUUAUAAUCAGAAUAACGGCUUAGACAAAGCCGCGGCCGCAGUUGAGACCUGGCUUCGAACGGCAUGGGCUAAACGUUCCAUGGCCCCAUUAAUUCCACGGCAGAGGAGCACAGCCGGACAGGAUACUGGAGACCUAAUAGAGCUGACGCCGACGCCAGGUGCCGAGGGCACACCACGCCUUGACAUGUUUGAUUCACAAAUACCAUCGCCAUUCCUUGGAAGUAUAGCGGAUGCCGAUUCUAGCAUAAAGCGAUCAGGAUAG
This is a messenger RNA of Trichoderma aggressivum f. europaeum, 1725 nucleotides long. RefSeq lists its product as uncharacterized. Lineage: Eukaryota; Fungi; Ascomycota; Sordariomycetes; Hypocreales; Hypocreaceae. The record is from RefSeq and is a predicted model, not a curated record. Bases 1 to 1725 code for a protein of 574 amino acids. The transcript has a single exon.